Sciurus carolinensis (gray squirrel) is the source of this 243-nucleotide messenger RNA. RefSeq names its product cyclin-dependent kinases regulatory subunit 1-like. Gene Ontology annotation, molecular function: protein kinase binding; histone binding; cyclin-dependent protein serine/threonine kinase activator activity. NCBI's taxonomy places the organism in Eukaryota, Metazoa, Chordata, Mammalia, Rodentia, Sciuridae. The record is from RefSeq and is a predicted model, not a curated record. Bases 1 to 243 code for a protein of 80 amino acids. Gene Ontology annotation, biological process: regulation of mitotic cell cycle. The transcript has a single exon. Gene Ontology annotation, cellular component: cyclin-dependent protein kinase holoenzyme complex; SCF ubiquitin ligase complex.
AUGUCGCACAAACAAAUUUACUAUUUGGACAGAUACAACGAUGAUGAGGAAUUCGAGUACCAGCUUGUCAUGUUGCCCAAGGAUAUAGCCAUAUCGUUCCCUAAAACCCACUUGAUGUCAGAGUCUGAAUGGAGGAACCUUGGCGUUCAGCAGAGUCAGGGAUGUGUUCAUUAUAUAAUCCAUGAACUAGAACCUCACGUCUUGCUCUUCUGGCGGCCACUACCCAAGAAGCCAAAGAAAUGA